AAAGCACAAUAAAGGCGAGAGGGGCGGGGGGGAUUCCUUUCCCUAUAUGUCUUAACACGAGAAACUCUCCUGGGCUCCUUCGCCUCCCUUCCCUUUCUCCCCCCUCCCCCCCAAGCAUCUACAAUCAACCAACCCGAAUCGAAUAAGCAAAUGGAAAUCACAAACCCCGACUUACCACCAAAUUGGCCAACGCAAACACAGAUACAACCACCCUCAAAAGGGAAAAAUAAACGCCGAGCUCCGAAAUCCCGCACGGGAUGUGAGAGUUGUAAGAAGCGACGGCGACGAUGCGAUGAGAGCAAGCCUGCUUGUUAUGAGUGUCAGCGGCGGGGGCAGACGUGUCCCGGGUAUACUCGGCCGUUUAUACGGUGGGGGGAUGAGGGGGAAAAGAGGAGGAAGAGGGUUGCUGGGGCUGGGGAAAUUGGGAGGGGGGAUGGGGCUGUGGCUCUGGAGGGAGAAGAAGAAGAAGGGAUUGAUGCUCAGGCGAACCCCGUUGACUUGGAUAUCGGGCUUCUCACGGAGAUGGACGGAGGUAGUCUGGCUGACCUUCUACCGGCACCAACUCCUCAGGCGCUGCACAAUGCCCUCGCUCUACCAGGCCUGUCGUCUGCCGGCACCCCAAACCAGAUAGACAACCUGGAGAAUCUCCGGCGACGACUCACAGACACCUCCAUACCCUCAUUCCUCGUGCACCUCCCCGCCCUGCUGGUGGAAUACUACUUUGACUACGUCUGCGCCAUGUGGUCGUCGUUCGACUCGGACCUCAACCCCUUCCGCACCAACAUCGCGCGCCUCUGGAGCCAGAACGCCCCCAUCUACUACGCCAUCCAGAGCAUGGCCGCCGCCUCGCUGGCCGGCGACUUUCCCGGCAUGCGCGCCGUGGGCGCCCAGAUGCAGCGGCGGGCCAUCCACGCCCUGCAGGAGGCGAUGGCGGUGUCGCCGACGCUGAACGACGAGAAUCUAUUCUACGGCCUGUUGAUGGUCGGGUCGACCACCGCGUGGCACAACGGGGGCGACCUGGGGUUGUCCUAUCUCCAGGCCGCGCGGCGGUUCCUCGUGCGACAGAGCCGGAGCCACGGACACAAAUCUCCCACAUCAUCCUCGAAUUCGGAGGUCCUCACCCAACAGUAUCCAUUUUUCAAGCAGUGUCUAUUAUACUGGAACAUGCUAGCCGCGUUCGUCGCGCAGGAUAUCUCGGAUGUCGGGGCUGCUGACAGCGACGGCGACAGCGACCACCACCUACCGAUCUACGUGGUCAACGGCCAACCCCUUCUACACCCGUGGACGGGGCCUCUCCCCACUGCUCUGCAGUAUUUCUAUCAGAUCGCACGCCUCAUUCGGUCUGCGCGCCACGCGCCACCCAUCAGCCUGACCACUUCCCCAGAAACCCAGCAAACAAACCCACUCCCCUACGACGACGCCAUCCACUCAACUCCCCACGCGAAAGCCCAAACCCUCGAAACCGAGCUCCUCACCUUCGACGUCGAUGGCAUAGGCCACCACCUCCCGACAGGCGACACCAACACCCCGUCGAACCACUUCACCAUCCUCGCCGACGCCUACCGCUGCGUCGCCCUGCUGCAGAUCUACCACGCCUUCCCGGCCAUCCUCGUCUCGAGACUCCACUCUCAGCAAGACGUCCACAUACCCGAGCAUCUGGCUCUGCCCAUCCUCUCCUCGGGAAUGACCCCCCGCCAAUUCCGACGGCACCUCGCCCUCCACAUCAUCGCCUUACUAGAAACCCUCCCCGUCACCUCAGGGACGAGGGUAAUGCAGCCCGUCCUCCUGGCCGCGACGGCGGGGAGUCUGGUUUUCUCGAGAGGAACACCGCUAGGCGUGGCGGCGGACGCGUGGGCGCCGUUCGACGCCGUGGAUGUGGAGAUUGCGCAGGCGCGGCGGCGCGUGAGCGCGCGGCUGGCGGAUCUCACGCGGAUUCUGCCGCGGCCGCCGCUGGAGCGGGUGGGGGAUUUGGUGCGCGAGGUGUGGAGGCGGGCGGAUGAUGCGGGUGCUUGUGGGGGGGAGGAGGGGGGUGGAGGUCAGGAGGAUCCGGAGGAGGCUUUUUGGUUAGAUGUUAUGAUGGAGAGAAGGUUGGAGACUAUUAUGGGGUAGCAUGUCUGCUUGGCUCUUGGAUGGGAAGUGGGGAUGUUGUGGAGGGCACUGCUAUGGGUUAGUGGAGAUAGGGAUAGAUUGUGAGGGGGGUGGCGUGGCGAUAUGAUGAAUGAUCCUUAGGGUAGAAUUUCUACAGUAGACUGUACUGUACUCACUUCUGUGAGGAUCUUGGGUCUAUAAACUGCCCCUCAGAUGAUGUGACGACCCCCAAAGCACUGUACUUCAAAC
This is a messenger RNA of Aspergillus brunneoviolaceus CBS 621.78, 2337 nucleotides long. RefSeq names its product Zn(II)2Cys6 transcription factor. The record is from RefSeq and is a predicted model, not a curated record. Gene Ontology annotation, molecular function: DNA-binding transcription factor activity, RNA polymerase II-specific; transcription cis-regulatory region binding; zinc ion binding. NCBI's taxonomy places the organism in Eukaryota, Fungi, Ascomycota, Eurotiomycetes, Eurotiales, Aspergillaceae. The transcript is spliced from 3 exons. Bases 151 to 2109 code for a protein of 652 amino acids. Gene Ontology annotation, biological process: positive regulation of transcription by RNA polymerase II. Gene Ontology annotation, cellular component: nucleus.